CAGAGUUAACAAAGAAAAUUGCGAACACGCGCCUAGUUUGUGCUUGUUGAGUAAUUUCACCUUGGAGAUAACUUCCUUCUGAACAUGCAUGCGACGUAUACAGUUGUUUUAUCGAAAACUUCGAUUAUUUGUUUAUUAUGUGUAUCAUAGAACACAUGUUUAUGCUUCUCAGUACAAGAGAUCACCCUAGGGACCAAUCGCUCGAAUUAGGUAGCUCGACUGGCCAAAAAUGCAGUCCAAAUACCAAGUAAUUGUGACUCGGAUGUAUGCCAGUACAUCAGUAGAAGUAGUUCGUAACAUUUUGAAUAAUAAUUGUUAUUAAAUACUGUUGUGUUUCAAUGUACUCACAUGUAAUACACUUGAAGAAUAAAUGUAGUAAAACUUUAAGUGUCUUAAUUACAUACAUACAUUGAAACACAACAAUGGCGACGAGGAAGAGAUGUGUAAAACACAUGAAAAGCGGAUUAACUGUGUAAACAAAACCAGUGCUGUGUAAUUAAUUAGUUGGACUGAGUAUUUACCAAAAAUGGCUAAACAGUUUCCACACAAGACUCAGAAAUCUUCGAGAACACUGCGAGUUUGCAAACACAGACAAGGAAAUUAAGUCACAAAUUAUAGAAGGCUGUACGUCAACAAGACUAAGGCGCAAAGCACUCAAAUCAGAAAUGUCUUUAGAAGAAAUAAUCAAAGAAGCGCGAUCUCUGGAACUGUGUAAUGAAAGGAAACAGUGGCAAUCUGUUUUCAUACUCUACAUCAGUGUCACUGCAAGUCGUUCCAAAAAAAAUAUUCAAUGACAAGCAAAAGUGAAAUAUGUGACGAAUGUGAGGUAUUCAGAGGCAUUGGGAAAUUGAAAGACACACAAAUUAAGUUAUUUGUCGACAAAACAGUUCAACCAGUUGAACAACCACAUAGAAGAAUACCAUUUCACCUUCGAAAACAGGUUGAAAUUGAACUUAAAAUGCUCGAGGACAUGGACAUAAUCGAAAAAGUAGUUAUACCAACAGACUGGGUAUUACCGAUUGUCGUAGCACCGAAACCGAAGAGCAAAAUCAAUGAAAUACGUAUCUGUAAAGACAUGGCAUUUCUAACGAAGCGAUUAAAAGGACUCGACACAUUAUAUAAAAAAUUGACGAUCUAAUUGUAGACUUAAAUGGUUAAAAAAUAUUCUCAAUGUUAGAUUUAAAUCAAGCAUUCCAUCAACUUGAAAUCUCAAAGAAAUCACGCAACAUAACCACAUUCACUUCACAUGUUGGUUUAAGACGUUACAAAAGACUAAACUUUACAUUAACAUGUGCAUCAAGUUUUCCAAAAUGAAAUACGGACCUCACUUGAAGGAGUAAAAAACAUCAGCAAUGACAUAAUUGUUUUUGGCAAUUCACAGGAGCAACACGACAGUAGACUGGCAGCCGCCCUACGACAUCUUCAGGAAAGAGAUUCACACUGAACAAACAGAAAGGGCCAAAUGUUUUGUCCAUGCUGUGGUGAAUGUGCGAAAGAAAGCUGGAAAUAUUGUUUAAAUUGCGGCACGACGUUACCAGUUGUACAAGAUGAAUCAGAUGACGAAGCGACUAUAGCAAUUUCGUCGCUGGACAUUCAAGAUGAGAGCGAAUCCGAGGAUGGUAUUUAUCAAAGGCCGAGCGGAGCAGAAGCUACAACUACUAAUGAAGUAACAGAGGAAUACGAAGAUUACGAGUUGGGAAGUGAUUUUAUUGAUGAUCUUAAAGUGAUAUCGGAUACCGAAACAGAGGAAUACAGACGAAUACUGAAGGAAACGGGAUACACAGCUCUUCGUGAAAAGUUAGAAGAGACAAUCAAUGGGUGGAAAAAAAUCAAAAUAAAUAUUGCUGUCACAGGGGAAUCUGGCACAGGGAAGUCUUCCUUUAUCAAUUCUAUCAGGGGGUUAAUGGCUGAUGACCCUGGGGCAGCUGAAGUUUCCGCCGUCGAAACGACUAUGAAACCCACAGCUUACGACCACCCUGACAAUCCAAAUCUUCAGGUUUGGGAUUUGCCUGGAAUAGGAACGUUAAACUUCACGCGGGAGAACUACUUGCAGGAAGUCGAUUUAAACCGCUUUGACUUUGUUUUGCUCCUGUCGUCGUCGAGGUUUAAGGAAAAUGACAUUUGGCUCGCAAAGGAAAUUUUUAAGUUGAAGCCAAAUUUUAACUUGUUCUUUGUACGAACAAAGAUCGACGAUGAUCUUCGCUCCUCCCAAAAAGGACGACGCAAACUUCAGACUGCGGAAGAUAUGCACGCAUUGCAGCAGGAAGUCAGAGACAAUGCAAGGCUCAAUCUUCUGAAAGGCGAGAUAUCCAAUGCAGAUAUAUAUCUUGUUGACAACCAUGACACAGCAGCUUUUGAUUUUGGUACAAUCUUUUCGAAACUGAUCCAAAAGGUUUCCCGUAUUAAAAGGGAAGCAAUGAUCAUGUCAUUGACUGGGGUCACAAACGAAGUUGUUCAAAGGGAGCUCGCUAUUUUGAAAAGUAGAAUCAGCUUGGUUUCUAAAACCGCUGCAGUGGCGGCCGUCUUUGCAAACACUGGCACGAACAAAUAUCCGGCAGAAAUAGACGUGUUGCUAAAGGAGUGCAGAUUUUAUCGUUCGCAGCUAGGACUCAAUUUAGAAUCGCUUCAAAUCAUCGCAAAUCGUCUUGAAAUUGACUUCGAAAAAUUGCUGGCCAAGUUGGCAAUGAAAUCACACAUAUAUGUAGAUUCCGAGGAUAGGUUUGCCAUGUAUUAUAGGGUGGUUAAAAAAAUUGAACCAAAACUUUGGCAUACACUUCCAAUUAUUGGAGACAUGUUAAAGGUCAAAGCUUACCAAAAGCAAUGCGCUUUUCUUAUGAAAUCAUUCCUUGACAUAUGUGCCAAAGAAACACAUGACCUACAGAUGCACAUGACCAUGGCUUUAGAGGGAUCCGAUAAUUAGAGUCGGUACAGGCGAACCAAACGUCAUUUUCCUUGAACCCGUGUAAAUAAGCGAAACUUCUGCUUGAAAACGUUUGUGUGUAAUUUUAUUUUUACAAAUUCUAACAACAGAUCUGUAAAUGACAUUUGUUAUGUUUGUAAAUGUUUUAUUGUAAGAAGUGUAUUGUAUUGAUAAUUGUAAAUAUUGCUGAGCUUGGCCCUGCUGUUUCGUUGGCAUACUGAAUAGGUUACUUCUACAAUUUGUGGUAAAGAAACUCAUCACUUUCUUACACUGGAUACACGGCAAUCUUUUGGAUUUCGUCUGUCAGAAAACCAUCUAUUUAUUAUCAGAUCGAUGGUGUUCAUGAGCUAUAUGUCAUGGUUGGAAAAGUAUUAUAUCAGAUAAAACUUGACUGCUUGAGGUCAAAUAACAAUUAAUAUUGUUAACACUUUUGGCGUUUAAAAGUCUUGUUUUGUUUUGUCAUAAAAUAAACUUUCAAAUUUUAUCAAAAUGGUACGCAUGAGUGUAUGCUGAAAUCGUUUCAUUCAAUUUAUAGCACAAAAAAGAAACAUGCCAUAUAAUCAUUUAUAUUUGCUGCUUGCGUUAGAAUGUUGUUUCAUUGCCGGUUGCGUUUUUCUAAAGAAGUUCAUUAUUAUGUGUUUCAUACUUUUUAUCUAUUUCGUUUAAAUGUAUUCAUUUUUGAUUCGUUUAUUACCGUUAUUUAUCUUUUAUAGAACUUCAUUUACGAAAUGUUUGCCAAUACAGCAAUAAGUAAUAUUGUUGUUUAAAUGAAAUGAUUUGCCAAGAUUCGUGUCAAAGUAGUAAAUAAGUUUGAUAAUAAUUAUAACACGAGUCAGGUCAAAUUCGAAUGUAAAUUAGGUCUUAGAAUUAAUUGUAUAAGCAAUUUUUCUGACCAUGUCAUCUUUUCAUCAGGUAUAACAUGUACAGUUUUUUGUGGUUGAUUUUUUGUGAAAAAUAAAAAAAAGGUCGACAGUUUUGUUUAAAGAAUGCUAAAGAAGAAGUCGUUCAUUCGUUCAUGUUCCAGGUGAUUGAUUUGCUCACACUUUAGUUCAUCUUGUUGGCCAGUAAAUAUUUUCCAUUUCCUUUUCCUGUAAACCACAUAACAAGUCGUUAUCACUUACUGAUUAGAACUGAGUCAUACUUAGAUCGAAUGAUUCAGUGUUAAUGUUCAAAGUUUAUUUAAGUAAUUUGUUAAAAUGUUACAAAAUAUGUAAGCAUUUUGUUGUUGAUGUUAAUGAGACGGAACAUGCUUAUCAAUGUAUCUUCUUCUUUGUCCUUCCGCUAUCAAUGUACGUAUUUAACGAUCACUUUUCCGAAUUAAUAUUUCUGAGAAGUCAUAAUAUAUUUUUCGAAACCAGAACUUAUUGGCCGGUUUAGGUACGAUUGUCCUUUUUGUUCAGUAAAAGUUUCAAUUAUUUGUGUGACACUAGCUAAAUAUGCUAUGAACUUCUUGAUUUUGGUUUGUUUGUUUAAAAAGGUAGUAUAAAACAUAGUAUAAGUCCUGCUGGAAACAUGAUAAUUACAAAAUAAUAUACAUGAUAGAGACGGAAUAAAAGUAUAGAAUGAUAGUUAAUACUAUUUAAAGUGUAAAUAUAGUUACCAUUUUGAAUUAAAAACUAUCAUAGAAUCAUCUUAACAGUAUUUUGCUAUUGUAUCGAAUCGAUGUAUUGAGGUACUUUUAUUAUCGAUGCUUGAUUUUUGAAGUAUGAGCAGGAAAUUUUGAUCGGUGAUUAUGUGAAAAGAGGAAUGAUUAAGGAAACCGCAUUGAUUUUAUGAUAUUUUGUCGAACGAUGUCGUGUUAUUGUUCGUAUUCGAUUCACAAGGAAACUCUGUAACUGUAUAAAAACUGUACUUUCUAAUAUUAAUAAUAUCUGUCAUGUGUUUCCGGGCCGGAUAGAAAAUCCCACCCGAGGGCACCUACAUUGCCAGGUAAAGAGGCUUGUCGAGUUACCAGCUUUGUAGCUUGCCCGAGGGUCGGAAUUAAUCUAUCCGGACUUGACACACAUGAUUGAUAUUUUUCUAACAUACAUUAAAUAACAUUUUUGUGAAAAAUAACAUAUGAAAACAUAUUUUGUACAUUUCACCACAAAACACGUGCGAUGAUGUUUACUGACGUCAUGACGCGCAGUUAUUUUCAUUCAUAUUUGGAUCAUGUCAAUUUCAGUGUACACUUAUCAUUCUUAAAAAUAAAAUUUCUUCUCACCUUG
This is a messenger RNA of Mya arenaria, 5127 nucleotides long. RefSeq names its product T-cell-specific guanine nucleotide triphosphate-binding protein 2-like. The record is from RefSeq and is a predicted model, not a curated record. Lineage: Eukaryota; Metazoa; Mollusca; Bivalvia; Myida; Myidae. The transcript has 6 exons. Gene Ontology annotation, cellular component: membrane. Gene Ontology annotation, molecular function: GTP binding; GTPase activity. Bases 1463 to 2920 code for a protein of 485 amino acids.